CACGCCCUCGGCCCAAGGCGGCAGUGCGCGUCCCCGAGCCGCGCGCGCCCCACGCCUUCCUUCCCUCCGGGGCCUCGCGCGCGCGCGCAGCCGCCCACCCCUCCGCCGCCGCCGUCGUUGCCCCUCGAGCCAGCGGCGCCAUGUCUUCGCCUCCAGAAGGGAAGCUGGAGACCAAAGCUGGACACCCGCCCGCCGUGAAAGCCGGCGGGAUGCGGAUUGUGCAGAAACACCCACACACGGGAGACGGGAAGGAAGAAAAAGACAAAGAUGAGCAAGAAUGGGAAAGCACCAGCCCGCCUAAACCAACAGUGUACAUCUCCGGUGUUAUUGCCCGGGGUGACAAAGACUUUCCCCCUGCGGCUGCACAAGUGGCCCACCAGAAGCCGCAUGCCUCCAUAGACAAACAUGUUUCUCCAAGAACACAGCAUAUCCAACAACCUCGCAAAUGAUCUGCGCCCAGGCCCUGGCACCCUCUGCAGCCGCAGCACCCAGGCCCGCCCCCUACGAUGCUCCCCUGACCAAAGGAACUUGCGCUUUCCUAGAAAAGCCUAAGGCAAAGCAAAGUGACCCCCCCCCCACUGUCUCAGGUCCCCACAUUUAAAACUAGAGAGGCUGCAACUGCAGAAGUUUUCCUUGAGUCCGAGUUGUGUGACACUGAACUGCCAUUGGCAGAACAUGGCGAGUCCCGAGGAAGUCCUUCAUACUGGCAAUGACUUAAAGUCCUUACGCCUGGUCCUAAGAGGAAGAAGCCACCUUGGGGAGAUUUGAUAACGUUAGAAAAACAAAACACUAUGAUAUGGAUUUUAUAAAUUGUGACUUCUUCCUGCCCUAGCAUACCCUAUAUUGGCCCCGGUCCAUGACUGCAGAAUUCCUGCUUUUCUGAAAAGUUAAAAGGCUCCUUUAGCCACACAUAGAACCUUCUGGAGUGCUGCUCACAGAGUACUCCUGGCUGUCCCGAUGCUCUGUGACCUGCAGCAUCUGCACCACCAGCCAUUCUGGAACUCUUCACCAGGCCUGAGCCGUUUCACUGAAGGAGGGGCGGGCUCCUAGAAUCUUAAAAUCAAUUUGGUAUCCAGGAGUGGGCUUAACAGGGAGCAGGACACACACCUGUUUGGUCAGUCUCUUCAUUCUUAAUUACUGAAGGCCUCUUCAGUGCCAAGAACCAAGGCUCAUGCUGGAGACCCAGGCUUGGGUGUAGCACUGCCGUGGAACCCACAGCCUUGCUCUGUCAUAUGGGACCAAAUACAGGAAAGGACCUUAGAGCAGGUAACACCAGGUCCCCUGUGCAGACUGCUCGCCUUCUGGUACCUAACUCCUGAAGUGUCCAUAGUCCCUUUCAGUUCAGCAACCUGAGGGGCUGCCCGUGUUCCGUGUACUCUGUCUCUGGUGUGCCUCUGUGGGCUCUAGGUCACUGAAUGUGGCAUGUUUCCCUAAAUAAAUUUAAUAAUCUUAAUGACAUUGAGAAUAUGUUGAUUUUAAUAAAGCUCCUGCAUUUUG
Molecule: messenger RNA, 1497 nt
Organism: Microtus oregoni (creeping vole)
Lineage: Eukaryota; Metazoa; Chordata; Mammalia; Rodentia; Cricetidae
Gene: Dap
Product: death associated protein
Exons: 4
Coding region: 141-449 (102 amino acids)
Biological process (GO): negative regulation of autophagy; cellular response to amino acid starvation; apoptotic signaling pathway
Molecular function (GO): death domain binding
Source: RefSeq, a predicted model, not a curated record